Messenger RNA from Nerophis lumbriciformis (worm pipefish), 2831 nucleotides. RefSeq names its product 5-aminoimidazole-4-carboxamide ribonucleotide formyltransferase/IMP cyclohydrolase (gene atic). The record is from RefSeq and is a predicted model, not a curated record. Gene Ontology annotation, cellular component: cytosol. Lineage: Eukaryota; Metazoa; Chordata; Actinopteri; Syngnathiformes; Syngnathidae. Gene Ontology annotation, molecular function: IMP cyclohydrolase activity; phosphoribosylaminoimidazolecarboxamide formyltransferase activity. Gene Ontology annotation, biological process: 'de novo' IMP biosynthetic process.
CACGGCCGGGCGGGGCUUAGCGAGCACAUGAUGAAGAAGCGUUGAAAAGUGGAGGAUUUGAGUUAGUUUGUGACAAUCAUCUCCCUGCUCGCUCCUCUAAUCUUCUACUUUACCUCUCCAAGCCGACAUUGUUGCUGCCAACAUGGCCUCUGCAGAACUCGCUCUGCUCAGCGUGUCAGACAAAAGUGGGCUGCUGGAGUUUGCCCGAAAGCUGCUGGGCGUUGGUUUGAGUCUCGUAGCUUCAGGAGGGACCGCCAAAGUUCUGCGUGAUGCUGGACUGGCUGUCAGAGACGUGUCGGAGCUGACCGGACACCCAGAGAUGCUGGGAGGCCGCGUGAAGACGCUCCAUCCCGCCGUCCAUGGAGGCAUCCUGGCCAGGAAGACCUCCGGUGACACCGCAGACAUGAGCAAGCUGGGCUACAACCUGGUCAGGGUGGUCGUGUGCAACCUCUACCCUUUUGUCAAGACCGUCUCCAACCCAGAUGUGCAAGUGGAAGAUGCCGUGGAGCAGAUUGACAUCGGUGGUGUAACUUUGCUGAGGGCUGCAGCUAAGAAUCACGCACGGGUCACGGUGGUGUGUGACCCCGCUGAUUAUUCCCUGGUCACCAAGGAGAUGGAGUCCUCAGGAGACCAGGAUACUAGCCUGGACACACGCAGGACUCUGGCUCUCAAAGCUUUCACCCACACAGCCCAGUACGACCAGGCCAUAGCGCACUACUUCCGUGGUCAGUACGGCCGAGGCCUUGUACAGCUGCCCCUGCGCUACGGCAUGAACCCUCACCAAGCACCAGCCCAGAUCUACACUCUGGGCUCCGGACUCCCUCUUACAGUGGUCAACGGGUCUCCUGGUUUCAUCAACCUUUGUGACGCCCUGAACGGCUGGCAGUUGGUCAUAGAGCUGAAGAGCGCCCUCAACAUGGCCGCCGCAGCUUCCUUCAAGCACGUCAGCCCUGCUGGAGCUGCAGUGGGAGUUCCUCUGACCGAGGAGCAGGCCAAGGUGUGCAUGGUGCACGACAUGCUGGCAGACCUCAGCCCGCUGGCCACCGCCUACGCCCGAGCAAGAGGUGCCGACAGGAUGUCGUCUUUCGGCGACUUCAUCGCUUUGUCCGACGUGUGCGACGUUCCCACCGCCAAGAUCAUAUCAAGAGAGGUGUCUGACGGCAUCAUCGCACCUGCCUACGACCAGGAGGCCCUCGCAAUUCUGUCCAAAAAGAAAAAUGGAAACUACUGCGUGCUUCAGAUGGACCCUAAAUACGAGCCUGACGACACAGAAGUGCGAGUCUUGUUUGGCCUUUACCUCCAACAAAAGAGGAACAACGGUCUCAUCAACAAAGACUUCUUCACUAAUGUUGUCUCCAAGGGCUCCCAGCUGUCUGAGGCCGCCCUGCGAGAUCUGACUGUGGCCACCAUUGCUGUCAAAUACACUCAGUCCAACUCCGUCUGCUACGCCAAAGAUGGACAGGUGAUCGGGAUGGGUGCAGGCCAGCAGUCCCGUAUCCACUGCACCCGCCUGGCAGGUGACAAAGCAGACAACUGGUGGCUCAGACAUCAUCCUGGCGUGCUCGCCAUGAACUUCCGUAGCGGCGUCAAGCGAGCGGAGAUGGCAAACGCCAUCGAUCAGUUUGUCAGUGACACCAUUGGCCAGGGCCCAGACUUGGAGGUGUGGAGGUCAAAGUUCCAGCAAGUUCCUGACUUUCUGUCAGAGACUGAGAAGAAGAAGUGGAUGACUUCCUUGCAGGAUGUUUCUGUCAGCUCUGAUGCCUUCUUCCCCUUCAGAGACAACAUCGAUAGAGCCAAGCAGAGUGGUGUGCGCUACAUCGCAGCUCCGUCAGGUUCUGCUGCAGACCAGCUGGUGAUCAACGCCUGCAAUGAGCAAGGCAUCACUCUGGUGCACACCAACAUGCGACUCUUCCAUCACUAAGCACUUGAGCAGAGAAGUCAACAUUCGUCUCUGAUCACCAAGUCAACAUUUGUCUCUGAUCACCAAGUCAACAUUAGUCUCUGAUCACCAAGUCAACAUUAGUCUCUGAUCAACAUUAGUCUCUGAUCACCAAGUCAACAUUAGUCUCUGAUCAACAUUUGUCUCUGAUCACCAAGUCAACAUUUGUCUCUGAUCACCAAGUCAACAUUCGUCUCUGAUCACCAAGUCAACAUUCGUCUCUGAUCACCAAGUCAACAUUCGUCUCUGAUCACCAAGUCAACAUUAGUCUCUGAUCAACAUUUGUCUCUGAUCACCAAGUCAACAUUCGUCUCUGAUCACCAAGUCAACAUUUGUCUCUGAUCACCAAGUCAACAUUCGUCUCCGAUCACCAAGUCAACAUUCGUCUCUGAUCACCAAGUCAACAUUCGUCUCUGAUCACCAAGUCAACAUUAGUCUCUGAUCAACAUUUGUCUCUGAUCACCAAGUCAACAUUCGUCUCUGAUCACCAAGUCAACAUUUGUCUCUGAUCACCAAGUCAACAUUCGUCUCCGAUCACCAAGUCAACAUUCGUCUCUGAUCACCAAGUCAACAUUCGUCUCUGAUCACCAAGUCAACAUUCGUCUCUGAUCACCAAGUCAACAUUAGUCUCUGAUCAACAUUUGUCUCUGAUCACCAAGUCAACAUUCGUCUGAUCACCAAGUCAACAUUCGUCUCCGAUCACCAAGUCAACAUUUGUCUCUGAUCACCAAGUCAACAUUCGUCUCUGAUCACCAAGUCAACAUUCGUCUCUGAUCACCAAGUCAACAUUUGUCUCUGAUCACCAAGUCAACGUUCCAACCAUCACUUCUGUAACUGAACGUUGACCACAAGUGAAUAAUCUUCUAUUGAGUGAAAUAAACUACUGACGUCA